Messenger RNA from Podospora anserina S mat+, 2919 nucleotides. RefSeq lists its product as uncharacterized. NCBI's taxonomy places the organism in Eukaryota, Fungi, Ascomycota, Sordariomycetes, Sordariales, Podosporaceae. The transcript is spliced from 5 exons. Bases 1 to 2919 code for a protein of 972 amino acids. The record is from RefSeq and is a predicted model, not a curated record.
AUGGCAUCUCGACAUUUACACCAGCAUUACCAGCGUCGGGCCCCCAAAGCAAGGAGCCAGAAUCCCGGUGUCCUAAAGCCGGGGCAUCACUCGGUCACACGCGCUUUUGACUCCGAAUCCGCACCCCCGACAUGCUUUUCUUCCGAGGACCACCCUCCAGAGGCUAUCAGAGAUCACACCAAGCAUUAUUUUGGAUGCAUCAACAUCGCAGACCGUGCCAGUUACUUUCUUGACCCCGACAACAGCCCUAUCUGGCAGCAUGAGUUCCUCCUUGAGAAGGAGUAUCUGAAAUCGCUCCCCGAAAAUGGAAAGCGUCCAGACGAUGAGAUUACACGAGCCGCAAAACAGCGUAGAGAUAAGACGAUCGAGAGCACCGCUGUCGCAAUUGAAGCUCAGUACAGAAGAACCGACAUCCUUCGACAGGCUGUCAAGGGAACAGUACCAAGCGGGCCCUGCUUGCAGGAAUCAACGAACAUCACGAGAACUGAUCACUUUGUGACUUGUGUUGAAGAAAGUGGGAAGAACUGGAGGGGAUCAACGUCAUAUCUGGCCGGCUUGGAGAAGGUUCAAGCAUGGAAGCGCAAUAGACCAAUCGCCGAGAAUCCACCUAGUACAGCAGCACGGCUCCCUAAUGUUGACCCCGAAUCAAGACCAGAGCCCGGACGGGAAGAGGUCGGAAAGAUAGUGGAACGCAUUCGCAAAAGCACACCGGCAACCGAUUCCAAAUCAGCAGAGUACGAUCUCGAGCGAGAUGUAAACGCAUACCUCAUUCAGUACACACGCAAGAAAGCCGAGGACUGGACAUCUACAGCACUAAACGCAGUACCCACCACGGAUUCUCGCUCAAGGACACUAACGUCGUCACCAACACGGGAGACCUUUCACAACGGCACAACUAGCCGAGCACCGACUUUUUCACCAACACAGAGCUCGCAUGUUCAGUAUCUCGAACCUUACGAGGAGGAACUUCAAGAUCCAAGAUUCAAGGGUAGAUUUCCGGACCAGCGUCUAGCUAUGAACAUUGUUCUUGGUGCAGACGGAGAUUCGGAGUCAUCUCCCGCACCGGGGCCUAGUAUUCUUGCUAGGGAUGUUAUCAAGGUCGACGACCCUACAAGAAUACGAUAUUUCCAUCUGCCGUCCAACAACAUGCACACACACACUCAGAUGCUUCUGAGGCCUCAGUUUUGGCGUGGUCAGCAACAUGGAGCUCGAAGUGGUGUUGUGCAUGCGAGACAUAUGAGACCUCUCUGUGAGAGAAUAUCGUCUGAGGUUACCGAAAUUGAAGAUAAUCCAAAGAAUAUAGUCCUCUUCAUGCCCUAUCUACACUGGGAUACCGACAGAAUGAGAAACAAGAUGGCGAAGAUGAUUGAUAUCGAGUCGGAGCAGCAGCGCAGAAGAAACGAAAACAUCGCCUACGAGAAACGCAAGACACGCAUAGAACAGAGGAAGGACUUGGAGCCGGGUGCGAAGCGCAUAUUACACACAGAUAACAGAGAUCAAAACGAUGAAAAGACGACUCAGAGCGGCGACCAGAAGCGCUCGACGGCCCCGUCACAAGGUGUGAACGAUCUGGCUGAUUUGAUGAACAGACUUGUUUCUGUCGGUAGAAGCAAACAGCGGAUUGAAAUAGAUGACAAUGGCAGGCUCAAGAUCAACAAUCCUCUCGGACAGUACCUGAUUGACGCGGCAAGACUCUACGAAGCCAUAUCUACUUAUCGAGACCAACGAAUGCUGGAGAAGUAUCUGUACCAUGAUCCACCUCUUCACCCCCGCCGAACGCUUGAUCAGUCCUACUACUGGACCUUGAAGACCACCAAGGUCCGAGACAGGGACCAGGUUGUCUAUCGGGGAACAAAUAUGAAUCUGGAUUUUUGUCACCGACUCGAGCCACAGCCAACUACAACAGAGUCCGGUCCAUGGAGCCGGCUCAAGGGAGUAUUCCAUCAAAGCUCGGAUAACGACAAUGUCGACGUCACACUGAAGUGGACUGACCACUGGGACAAGACGGAUAAACAUGGCUGCGAGCACUGCCGGAGUGACAUUCGCAAAAUUUCUCAGCUCGUGAUGGUCGAUCAGCUCUGGAUGUGGGUUUUGGACGAGAAGACAAUUAUCACCUCAUUUCCCAAGCGCUACGGGUUCAACAAGCAGGAUCUUUCGGGGGUGCACAAGUCUAUUCGUCAAAGGCUGAAGUUUGCCCGCAAGAAUCAGGUCAGGUCGGUGUAUGACUUGGCUCUGAUCAUCCUCGACGAAUGUUGCAACACCUUCUUUGAUCGAACCAAGACUGAGACGAAUCAACACACGAUAUCCUUCCAACAUGUCUGGCAUUGGACACAAAAGGCAUCCAAAAUCUACCGCUCGAGAUCCAAGUACAUCGACUCAUCUGACCUGCACGUGCCCCUCUUGGACAUUCACCCAGAAGGGAAGCUGCAAAGAGAGGUCAAGGACAUCAUUGAUGAGCUCGACAUCAUGAUUCAUGUUCACAAGAAGCAGAGAGAGGUGAUCAAACGAUUUUGCAAGCAUGUAGAGCACAUUCUCGAUCCCGACGGCCGGUGGAAGGAAGGCGCUGUCCAACAUGACCGAGGGACGUCAAGAAGGGCACACAGUACCACUGAGAACAUGGAAAAGUAUAUCAAAAUGGAGGAGAAGCGCGACCAGCUUCUGUGGUUUCGAAUGCAGUCUCAAGAACUUCUUGCCGAAGUGGACGAUCGACUUGAUGAGCUUGAGGGGCUGAAGAAGGGGGCUGAGAGUACGGCCCAAAGUGUGAGUUUGACCAGCUACUACACCGCCAUACAAGUCACUAAUUCCGAGGUCAGGUCACCGAUCUUCUGUCUCUCAAGCAACAACAGGCAAGUGUCGUUCAGGCAUGGGAAUCGGUCAAGCAAGCCGAAGAGGCAGUUCGCCAGGGGCGGGCUAUCAUGA